GAGAGAGACGUCUACUUUCGCGAGAAUAAAAAAAAAAUUAGACAAAUAAUAUUGGCAAUACUGUUCAGUAACAUAAUCGUUAAAGGGAGACCGUGUGGUUCUAUAGUCUAACACAUGAGAGUUUUAUACCGAAUUAUUAAAAAUCUUUAUAAACGUUGUAAUUAAUAAGGUGACAGCGAUUACCGACUUAACAAGCAUGUCUGCAACAAUGCAUAAGGAAAUUGCUAAGAAGGUUCUGCAUCCAAAUAGUCGAAAAAUUAUUGCAAUUGCCAAGAAAACAAAGAAAAUAUCAAACAGACAAAAAACUAAACUAAUUGGUAUGGUGAAACAAAGCUUGGUAGGAGAGAAAAUAAUGUGGAUUCAACAGAAUAUGAUUCCUGGUGUAAGUCCUUACACUCCAGAACUCACAGCGGAAUUACUCUUAAAGUACAUUGGAAGAAACGACGAGGAACUUGAACAAAUUGCUAUUAAGCAUUCUGUAGGAGGAAAGAGAGGUAGACAACAUGCUAAUAGAGAGGAUGUAAUAAGGAUGACUAAGAAAAGAGAGCAGGAAGAGUUUGAUACUUGUGGAAUCGAAAUUCCUGACAUUUUAAUUCCUGCACAAUGUGAAAUGUUGAGGACGUGGAACGGUGAAUUGAGAUUUCUACCUAAGUUCAAGUUUCGAAGAUUUGGGAAAGUGCACUUGAAAAAUACGUUGCAAAAGAUAGAGAAGCAAUCGAGGACGUGUCAUUAUAUAAAUCUACUGCAUUGUCUGUGCGAGAUAUCAUUACAUAAAAACAGCACCGAGCCUUGCAUUUGUAGCAAAGCUAACGAUACCGAAAGUAGUGAUAUAAAAAAUAAAGAAUUAAACAGUAAUACCUUACUUGAAAAUAGUGAUGCACUUUAGGGCCAAAUUUCAACAAAAAUGAUUAACCAAUAAGUUACAUUAAAUGAUGGAUAAAUAAAUGAUGUCUAUUAUUUCUGUUAA
Odontomachus brunneus is the source of this 967-nucleotide messenger RNA. RefSeq names its product translation machinery-associated protein 16 homolog. Bases 197 to 886 code for a protein of 229 amino acids. The transcript has 5 exons. Gene Ontology annotation, cellular component: nucleus. The record is from RefSeq and is a predicted model, not a curated record. NCBI's taxonomy places the organism in Eukaryota, Metazoa, Arthropoda, Insecta, Hymenoptera, Formicidae.